AUGUUGAGAGUCAAUUUGUCACCCAAACAGCACCUACUGUUGACAGUGAACAUGUACCAGAAACAUAGGAAGCUGAUGUUAACAUUGAUGAUGAAGGAUGUGCCUUAUGUGAGUGAACAUGAACCAAAAACACAGGAGGACAAUGGUGAAGAUGGAGCUGAAGAAUCACAGGAGGACAAUGAUGAAGAUGGAGCUGAAGAAUCACAGGAGGAUAAUGAUGAAGAUGGAGCUGAGGAUGAUGAAGAAGGAGUUGAUGAUACCCAAGUUAGGGUUAGAACUCAAGUCAGGGUUAGAACAAGAAAAUUUGUUAAUAGGGAUAUGCCCUUUCUUUUGUAA
Messenger RNA from Lactuca saligna, 336 nucleotides. NCBI's taxonomy places the organism in Eukaryota, Viridiplantae, Streptophyta, Magnoliopsida, Asterales, Asteraceae. The record is from the annotation of a GenBank genome assembly.